AUGGACAGAUUUACAAUUGCAUGGCUCGAUCCAACAGCGAAAAGUCAAUAUGCACAUCUGAAUGCUUUACAAGAAUUAGGUAUUUCAUCCGAACCUGUUGUCAUACAUGACACACUACAGGAAUGCGUAACUCAUAUUCAGUGCAACAGAUCACGAGUUCUUUUGAUUGUGAAUGGUAAUUUUGGUGAAGAACUUACGCAAAGCGUUCAUAAUGAUUAUAAGGUUGAAGCAAUCUAUGUAUAUUGCAUGAAUGUAGAUCAUCAUAAAAAGUGGGCGAUCCAUUAUAACAAAAUUAAAUGUGUAGCAAAAGAGUUUUACGAGAUUAUCAACCAUAUGAAAAACAAUUAUACAACUUCUACAAAUGUGAAUGUGUACAAGCCAAUUACUGCAUGUUCUGUUCCUGUAUGUGAACCUCAAGUGACUUCGGUUACACCUGGUAUCUGUACACUUUCUGUCACACCUAAUCAUUCUGGAAUAGUUUCUCCCGGACAUGUCGCUGUUGGGCAAAGUUCUGUUCAAUACAGUUCAGUAAAGAAGACGAGCGCCUCGUAUUAUUCUUAUUCGCACGUUAAAAAACACUGA
Messenger RNA from Adineta ricciae, 582 nucleotides. The record is from the annotation of a GenBank genome assembly. Lineage: Eukaryota; Metazoa; Rotifera; Eurotatoria; Adinetida; Adinetidae.